Messenger RNA from Diuraphis noxia (Russian wheat aphid), 2827 nucleotides. RefSeq names its product Inositol-3-phosphate synthase (gene INPP5E). Gene Ontology annotation, biological process: phosphatidylinositol dephosphorylation. The record is from RefSeq and is a predicted model, not a curated record. Lineage: Eukaryota; Metazoa; Arthropoda; Insecta; Hemiptera; Aphididae. Gene Ontology annotation, molecular function: phosphatase activity.
AAUACUCACUGAGUGUCUGAGUAUAUAAUAGACCUUUAGUCUUUCCCUUUACCUUAAGACUUUAAACAUUAAACAGUAUAUAAACUAUAAACCAUGCAAUCAUUAUUUACGUUGAUGGUAGAUUAAUAACAAUUAGAUAACCAUAACUCGAAUUGUGGUUACAACAAGAAAGUUUAUAUCAGUAAGUUUAUCAAGAAAAAAUGAAACGACAACCGUUCUACGCAUAGAUAAUAUAUCUAUGGACUAUGGUUCUACGUCUAUAAACUUUACUGAGCCAAACUACCAAAUUUUAAUCAUGCUCGGCCAACCACUUAGAAUUUAGAUUAGAUAUAAGUAUUUUAACUAUUAAGUACCUUUUUUUAAGUUUAACGUAGCAAAAUUUUUAGUCAUGCUGUAACUAUUAGUAUGGUUAAAAUAUGAAUACGUUACAAUAUUUUCCUAGUCAUUAUAUGUAAGCAUUUUUUUUUUUAAAUACGGCUGUGCUGAAAACUGAUCUCGACUUCUAUUAUUAUGACCAAGCUGUGAGUUAUAAAAAUGAAUAAACAGAAUAUUUCACCUAAAAAAAAAUCGAGCUUGUUAAGUAUACUACAUUUAAGGAAAAAAAAAUCAAUAACGUCUGAAAUUGAUACUUCAAAACAAACAUUAGAUGGUCCAUAUCGUAAUGUUUCUAAUCCACUCAAUAGAAGCACAAAUGUUUCUUUAUGUUGCGCGAUUACCGAGACAACAAAGACGCCAUCUGAUUUCCAAAAUGUAGAAAACUCAAUCGAACCUGAUGUGUGUUCUUGUACAGUGGAACCCAAUACUUCUCAUAAACGAUCUUUGAGUCUGGGCUUACAUUCAUCAACCAACGGUGUAAAUUCAGAAUAUAAAGCUACUGAAUCAAAUGAACCAUCAACACCUUCUUUGGAAAAAUGUGACAGAUUACGGAAAAUGUUUAGCAAUGCACAACAUGUGUCUGCUGAUAGUAUCAUUAUUCCAAAAACUCCUAGUAUGAAUACAGCAGAUUUUAAGCCAAUUCGGCCAUCAUCUACAACUACUCUAACAGCAUCAGAAUAUUUAAAAAAAACUGAGACUAAAAAUAACUCUAUGGAUAGUUUAGCCAGACAAGCUUUAUUUGCGGUACAAGUAUUACAUCUUAUCCCAACCUCUGAUGUUAAAGAACGAAACUAUUUACAUGGGCGUAUUGCAGGAAAUUCUUUACUUGGAGCUAUGGAAUUGGAGCGAGUUUUACAUAAUCGUGAAGUUCGUAUAUAUGUUGGAACAUGGAACAUGAAUGGCCAAGCGCCUCCACCUGAACUAAAUGAACUAUUACUGCCUGACACUGUUCCUCAUCUGCCAGAUAUUCUUGCUAUAGGUACCCAAGAAAGUUAUCCUGAUAAAUUUGAAUGGGAAGUAAAUAUUCAAGAAACUAUUGGUCCAUCACACAUUCUUUUUCAUUCUGCUUCAUUAGGCACAUUACAUUUAGCUAUUUAUAUUCGAAGGGAUUUAAUUUGGUUUUGCUCUGUUCCCGAAGAAUCAAGUUUUAGCACUCGACCAGGAACUGCAUUUCGAACAAAAGGCGCUGUUGCAAUUUCGUUUUCUUUAUUUGGGUCAUCGAUAUUAUUUAUAACAUCGCAUCUUACUGCACAUGUAGAAAAAGUUAAAGAACGUUUACAGGAUGUGCGUAGAAUUAUUAAAUCCUUGGAACUUCCAAAACUUUUGCCUAUUAAACAUAAAACAAAAGAUGUUACAAAUAAUUUUGAUUAUGUAUUUUGGUGYGGAGAUCUUAACUUCAGAUUAGCCCAUUCACGACCUGAAGUCAUGAAAUGGAUAACACAACAUAGAUUUCCUUUGAUUUCACCUAUGCAUCAAACACUUUCUGAUCAACUGAAUGACUGUAUUUCAAAUGGUUUGGUAUUUCGUGGAUUCCAAGAAGGCCCAUUAACAUUUGCACCAACAUAUAAGUAUGAUCCAGGAACUGAAAUGUUUGAUACAUCUGCUAAACAAAGAACACCUUCGUAUACAGAUAGAAUUCUUUUCAAAUGUGGGAAACAACAAGUACUACCUAGUCCCACAGGAUCCACAUGUAAUUCAUCUAGUAUUGAAUGUUUAACUUACUGUUCGGUUCCGACAGUAUGUACUUCUGACCAUAAACCAGUUUGGGGUCUUUAUAAGUGUUCAAUUCGGCCUGGUAUUGAUACUAUGCCUUUAGCUGCUGGACAAUUUAAUCGUGAUGUUUAUUUAGAAGCAAUCAAAAGACGAGCAGCAAGUAUGGACAAACGUGUUGGAACCUCUGCUGUUUGUAAUGUACAAUAAUAUAAAGCUUAUAAGCCUUAAACUAGGCAAAAAGUGAUAAAAUCUUCUUAAAAGGGUACUAUACCUUGUUCCAAAUAAGAGCUCACCAAAUUUACGUAACAAAGCCGGUUUUGCCCGUGUGCUCUUAUUUGGAACAAGGUAUAUAUAUUUAGUUUGUAGAAUAAUAUCUAAAGGGGGAUCAAAUAAUAAAUAAUUUUUAUUAAUCAAAAUUGAUUAACUAUCAAAAAGUCAAAUGACAUAAUCAUAUAAAUCACGCAUUAAAAGACUGCAUGUAAAAGGUAAAUCGAUCAGCUAUUUUUAAUUUGCUUGACUGUCUAUGGUGCUUUCAUUUUACUAUUGUUUUGUAAUUACAUUUUUUUGAAUUUUUAUAGAUAACCCUACUAAAGUAAUUUUGUCUAGUCAAAGUAAAAUCUAAAUGUGCAAUUUUUAAUACCACUUACCAUUUAUUAGAAUCCUUGUCAUACUCUUAAUUUAAUUAUUAUCUUUUUACUUUACUACACCUAGUUUUAAAUCUAUUUUUUGUUUAACCACA